AUGGACGAGCUAAAAGACGGGUCUUUGUGUAACGGGGACAAUCUAUCUUUGUCAUCAGCUGGGACUGAGUCGUGCCCUGUGUCAACCACCCCAGACCUGCCACCGUCACUCCUGAACACCCUAGACCCAACCCACCUGGGGCUCCCAGAGCAACUGGCCUCUGUCACAGUACCCAUCCGCCUAGACACCCUGUCCUACCUCCUACACAGUGCUCUCCUGGGGACCUACAACCUCCAGCAGUCCUUACCCCCUUGCUCCUGCGCUGCCCAGCCAAGCCACAUCUGGCCAGACACAGUCAGGAGGCCACCCAGGAGAUCGGGCCAGGCCCGUGGGGGCUGGGAAGUUCGACGCAGGCCUUUCCGGGGCUGGGGCAGAGGCCGGGUACAGUCACAAAGGGGGCCUGGAAGAGCUGAAGAGCUGGAGAGGAUGGAGAGGAGCAUGGCAGGGUGUCCUGGGGCUGGCCCCAGUACCCCACCAGUGACACCACCAUCCCAGGAUGGGCAGAAGGAAGCUGGAAGGCUGUCUGAAGACUGGGAAACAGACUACUAGGACCUUGAAGAGCGUCCAGUACCUGGUCACCCAGUGUUCUCAAUACUUCAGAAAUACCCUGAGAAAUAUUAUUCCUACAGUUUCCCCAGUCCCCAGACUACAACCUCUGAAGGCCUCCUGCAGAUGAUCACCUGGUAAACCUCCUGCAGAUCACCAAACCAGUCCUAGAAAUAAGAAAACUCCUGUGCCCAGACUCACAGCAUCCCAACCCAGCUACUUACGAUUCCAGUUUGUUCUCAGUGCUCUCAAGGCUGCUCCAGCCUCAUUUCCUGACCAAAUCACCCCUGAAAAGCUCUUCCUCUCUCUAUUCUACAGUCGGCCCAUCUUCACUACUCCCCCAACCCCACACACACACCUCUUGGUCUUCAGUCCAAAUCCACUCUCUCAUCCCUAAUUUGUUGGUUUGCUGGUGUUUGUUUUUUUUCCAGUGCUAGCCUCCUGUGUGCUAGUGAAACUCUGAAGUAAACUGUGAUCCUCUUAUUUUUAUCCUGAGAAAGAGUCUCGACAAGUAUUCAAGCUGGCCUUGAAUUUUCGAUCCUCUUGUCUCAGCUUCCAAGUAUCUGAGAUUAAAGGUCUGGUCCACAAGGCCUCCCAUCAUUCCCAGCUCAUUUUGCUUUGUUUUAAAACCAGUCCUCCUCUCUGAGUCACUCCAGUGUUAAGAUCGGUGUGGACUACUAGCCUAGGCUCGUUCCCCACUUCCUGGUCCUCAGUUUGCAUUCACUAUAUCUCAUAUUGACCUUCACUUAACAAUAGUACUCUGUUCAACUCGAGCCUCAGCCCCAGCAUCUACUAUGUCCCAGCCCAGCUCUGACAAGCCCUUGAUCCUACCCGACCAAGAACCCCUUGGCCUGACAUGUCUAGACACCUGUACCCACCUCCACCAUUGCUGCUU
Molecule: messenger RNA, 1441 nt
Organism: Grammomys surdaster
Lineage: Eukaryota; Metazoa; Chordata; Mammalia; Rodentia; Muridae
Gene: CUNH19orf84
Product: chromosome unknown C19orf84 homolog
Exons: 2
Coding region: 1-549 (182 amino acids)
Source: RefSeq, a predicted model, not a curated record